AUGAUGCUGUUGCGGCUGCAGAGGUUAUUACUGCUGACUACGGCACUGUGUAUGGCUCUAGUCAAUGCUCUGUAUGCGGAUCAAGCGGGUGAAUUUGACUGGAGUACACAACACUUGGGGCGUGUCCAUGCCGUCGUCUUCGAUGGCUCCGUGAUCCAUGACUCGACACGCGCUUUGUAUGUGGCUUCGGACGACCAUUCAAGGGCGUUGGCACGUCUGGAUUCAAGGACGGGCGAGAUCCAAUGGCGUCGCGUGUUUCCUGAAGGGGAUACUAUUGACGACAUUCAGCUCACAAUGCAUGGACUGUUGUCCGUGUCGGGAACGGGGCACAAUGUGAGGCUUUGGGAUUUAAAUUCAGGUGUCCUGUUAUGGGACGACGUGACGAACAUCGGUCCUGCUCAGCAGAAUACUGUGUUUGGUGGUCUCUUUUCACUGGAUGAAGAUCAUUCGGUGGUACUAACGUCUUCCAGUGUGACCAUGGUGAGUGUCAAGGACAGACACGUUAAAGUGGAGACACUUCCUACAGACUUUACCAAGGCAGCUGUCGAGGCUGCUGAGCUAUCGUGGCAAGUGGGAUCUGAUAAGGCGACGCUGUUCGUCAUGGCGGGUAAUCACGUGCUACACUUUGAUUUUGCGUCGAGUCGUGUGGUGGACCACUCCACUGGCUCGGAGAUUGAGGGCAAGGACAAGAGCGGCGUGAUUGCGACUACGGUGCUGCGCCGUGACAAUGAAGAGGGAAAAGUUGUAGCAGUGACACUCACUAAAGACCAGCUACUUUUGCAAGGACUGGAAAACAAGGAUGAUGCUAUCGAAAUACCGUUUGCUUCUCUGAAGCUAGAAGACGACAAGGUUGUGGCGAUCGAUACAAGUAUCUCAAACUCAUUGGUAGUGAAGUUAGCGUCUGGAAAGCGUGCUGUCCUGAAGAUUUCGAGUGCACUUGCGGUGGAAGUUGCUGCUAUAGUUGCUGCUGAAGGUGCUCUGAUGAAAUCGGCUACAGAUGACUCGGUUCUCUUCCACGCUGCUGCAAAGAGCAGUAAAAAUGUGCAAAUUACAUUGUACACUUUUAGCAAGAGCUUGAUCUCCGUCUCGUGGGAUCUUGAGCUGGAUAUGGCAUCUUUUGGCGGUGAUGUUUCGCGCGUUUUCGUGGAGUGUCUAACUACGAAGAAGGACUCGGUUCCGAGCUGUCGUGCUGUAUUGGUUUUGAAGGAUGAUGCUCUCCUCAUGACAUCUAAUGGCAAUGAGGCUGGUGCUGCUAGCAACGGCAACGUCCAGUGGCUGCGUGAGGAAUCACUUGCGAACAUCAAGCGUGUACGCUGGAUUACACCGGCGGAAACGGAGAUUGAGAAGCAGGCGCUGAAGCGCAUUCCUUCUUUUACAGAGGAGGUGAAAAUUGAGAUCAAGCAUCUUCAGCAGCUUAUUCAAAAGGUGAUGUCCUUUUCCUCGACACUGUUUGACGAAAGCACGCGCCAGCGUGGUGUGGACAGAUCUCGUGCUGCGCGCAAGGAGCCACCCAAUGCUCACUUGUUUGGCUUUUCCAAAUACAUCAUGGUGCUUACUGAGAGCGGCAAGCUGUUUGCUAUCCGCGCCGAGGCUAGCACUGUAGCAUGGUCUCUUUUCGUGGGCCCGGAGUACCAGCUUUUUGUAACGCGCGAUCAUCCGGUGCUCGGCUCUGGGGCCGAGUUGUUGCUUGUUUCUAACUUGACAGAGCUUGUGUGGCUUGAUGGCAAUGAUGGCCACCAGUUAGAUGCAGUUAGUGCUAGUGCUAGUGAGAGUGCAUCGUGGGUGGUUGUACUGCCCAAGCGAAAGCACCUUGCGAGUGAUAAAGAACCGAUUGCCCGUCGUACGGUGGCUGUGAUUUCGGAGGAUUCACUGCGGGUAUCGCUUUACCCGAAGGAUACAGCAGAUGUCACGCAUCCAGAACUGGAACAUUUCUACUUCUAUCGGUAUGACAAAAGCGCGAAUGCGCUUCGCGGCUACUUUAUCACUAACAACGGUGAUACCAACAGCGUGGACUAUCGUGCUCGUGAAGUGUGGUCAAUUGUUCUAACACGUGAAGAGCAGGUGAUUGCAACGUCUCACCAUCAUGAUCACUCUGUCGUGGAUUCGGCAGUGACCAUCACUGGCGAUGACUCGCUUCUAAUUAAGUACCUGAAUCCGAACUUGUUUGGAUUAGCUACGAUUGCUACAGAGGCCUCAGAGAGUAACAAUGAGGCGACAUCUGUGCUUCACGUAAGUUUGAUCGACUCGGUGGCAGGACGCAUUAUCCACCGGCUUCGCCACCCGCACGCCACGGGACCCGUCCGUAUGGUGCAGAGUGAGAACUGGUUAGUGUACUCGUAUUGGAACUCCAAGGAAAAGCGUACGGAAAUGGUGUCGCUGUCGCUUUUCGACGGUGCUGUGGGUAUGCACUCACUCAAUCUGUGGAAGCGUCCAUCGUGGACUUCCACGCGGUCAUCAUUCGACCCAAAGGCGCCUUUUGUGCUUCAGAAGAGUUUCAUUUAUCCCACCAAGAUUACGUCUUUAGGAGUGACAGUAACGGCGCACGGCAUCACACCUCAGUCCAUCUUGGUCGGUAUGGAAACUGGCCAGAUUUUCAAGUUGGCCCGCAACUUCAUCGACCCACGUCAGCCUGAGAGGCAACUCACGCCCGAGGAACAGGCAGAAGGGCUGAUGAUGUACUCGCCCUUGUUGCCAGUCUACAACCGGCCUCAGGCGAUGCUGACGUACAACCGUACGGUUGAGAACUUGAAAUCCAUCAGCACGGCCGCUGCCGAGCUCGAGUCAACCACUUUAGUGUUUGCUCACGGUCUCGACAUGUUUUACGUGCGCAUGGCGCCUGCCAAGGCAUUCGACCUGCUACCGUCCGACUUUAACCAUGAGAUGCUAAUCCUCCUGUGCUUGGCUUUCCUAGUGGUGACUUUUCUCACGAAGGCUCUCGCGCAGCGCAAGGCGCUACAGACGGCGUGGAAGUAA
Molecule: messenger RNA, 2973 nt
Organism: Peronospora farinosa
Lineage: Eukaryota; Oomycota; Peronosporomycetes; Peronosporales; Peronosporaceae
Source: the annotation of a GenBank genome assembly